This is a messenger RNA of Piliocolobus tephrosceles (Ugandan red Colobus), 934 nucleotides long. It is a transcript of the gene RAMP2, whose product is annotated as receptor activity modifying protein 2. Gene Ontology annotation, biological process: calcium ion transport; regulation of G protein-coupled receptor signaling pathway; cellular response to hormone stimulus. Gene Ontology annotation, cellular component: membrane; cell surface; signaling receptor complex. The coding region runs from base 218 to 745 and encodes 175 amino acids. Gene Ontology annotation, molecular function: coreceptor activity. The transcript is spliced from 4 exons. The record is from RefSeq and is a predicted model, not a curated record. Lineage: Eukaryota; Metazoa; Chordata; Mammalia; Primates; Cercopithecidae.
AGGCGGAGGGAGCCGCGGGCGCCAGGCGCGGGUGCGGCAGCUACUCCCCCUCCAGCCUCUGGCCCCGAGCGUCGCCCCCGCCCCCCACGUGGCCGCCGCCGUCCCAGCCCCUCCGAGGAAGCGGCGCGGCUUCCUGCAGCUUGGGCUGGGGAUAUAGGCGCCCCCACACCCGGGCCCGGCUCAGCGCAGCCGCCGCUCCUCGCCUCCUAGCUGCACGAUGGCCUGGCUCCGGGUGGAGCGCGCCGGCGGCCCGUGGCUCCCUAGGACCCGCGCCGGGCGGCCGGCAGCGCUCCGCCUCCUCCUCCUACUGGGCGCUGUCCUGAAGCCCCAUGAGGCCCUGGCUCAGCCUCUUCCCACCACAGGCACAACGGGGUCAGAAGAGGGGACGGUGAAGAACUAUGAGACAGCUGUCCAAUGUUGCUGGAAUCAUUAUAAGGAUCAAAUGGAUUCUAUCGAAAAGGAUUGGUGCGACUGGGCCAUGAUUAGCAGGCCUUAUAGCACCCUGCGAGAUUGCCUGGAGCACUUUGCGGAGUUGUUUGACCUGGGCUUCCCCAAUCCCUUGGCAGAGAGGAUCAUCUUUGAGACUCACCAGAUCCACUUUGCCAACUGCUCCCUGGUGCAACCCACCUUCUCCGACCCCCCAGAGGAUGUACUCCUGGCCAUGAUCAUAGCCCCCAUCUGCCUCAUCCCCUUCCUUAUCACUCUUGUAGUAUGGAGGAGUAAAGACAGUGAGGCCCAGGCCUAGGGAGCCAUGAGCUUCUCUACAACCACCUUACUCCACUUCCCCACCCCAGCCAGGCCUCCCUCCUCUCCUCUUACUCCCUUUUCUCAUUCUCAUCCCCACCACAGAUCCCUGGAUUGCUGGGAAUGGAAGCCGGGUGGGGUCAUGGCACAAGUUCUGUAAUCUUCAAAAUAAAACUUUUUUUGUACAAUG